AGAGAAGGAGGAAAGGAAGGAAAAAUAAGAAGAAGAAGAAGAAGCAUACAUGUCUCCCAAACUUACUGUGAGGCCGCGCGGUGAUCGGCGGUCGGAAAUGUUGAUGCUAAAUAAAACUCCUAGCUGCUUGGGAAACUGCCACGCGCUCUAAUUUGCGCAAAAGCACGGCCGGCUGUGGACGUGGUAGCCCGGGAUCUGCCACGUCUGAGAAAGUGUAUUCGAUAGUUCUUCGAGCAUCUCAAGAUCAUUAUUGUGCUGUUCGUUUGAUCAACGUGGAAAGGAAGGAAAAUUGUAAAGAGAUUGAGGAUAAAAAGAAGAAUAAAGAAAAAAAGUAGAAUAUCGAUAAGAAUCAAAGGAUAACAAUAGAAAUUCGAUCUCGCCGAAUUAGUGGUUAAAAACCCCCACCCCACCCACCCGCAUAAUCUGAUUUUCAUUUCACAUGUGAACGGUGGCCAUAUCAUGGCUCUCGCCCUUUUGGGCAAGUGCGUCACACGAUUGGCGCUGAUAUUACUUCUUUAUACUUGUUACAUAUACGCAUUCAGAAUACGCGAUGGAAGUGUCGUUCAUCCAUUUUCAUCUACGAUCGGUGAACACUCCCAACGUGCCACCUGUAUCGGAUCCAAGUUCGGUAAGUGCCCAGAGAAAACGGUGACGACGAGCAGUGCAACGGUGACGUCUUCCUCACGAAGAUGGCACACGGCCACGUCUUCGCAGGUUUCUUCGAUUGGUAAAAAACCACCUGUCGAAAUGAUUUCCUCUAACCUUGAGGGGGACACAAAUGUUCAGAAAAUUGGGUCGAGGUUGAUAAGUACUCAGCAUGCGGAUAAAUCAUUACCUGGCUUUUCGGUCAGAAGAAAAGAAAAUAUUGUAGAUGAUAAGAUGGAUGAUGAUGAUGAUGAUGAUGAGGAUAGUGAUGAUGAGAAUGGUGAAAGCGAAGGUGAGGAAAGGAAUAAUAUUGAGGAUAUUAGUAACAAUGAUGAUGAUGAUGAUUAUGAUGAUGUUAUAGUAGAAGACGAGGAGGAAGAGGAGAUACAAGCUGAAGAUGAGGAUGAUGAAAGCGAAGAACUCAGCAAAGAUGAUCAAAGCGAGGACGACGAUGAUGUUAACGAAGAUGAUGAACAAUCCAAAAGUAUCGAACGAAAGGAAACGAAACGAGAAGCGGAAAUAAAAGACAAGGAAAAAGAUAAUUACGAUACCAUGAACGUUCUUGGUUGGAGUUUUAAAUAUAGUGCAGGUAGUGUUUCCAAAAGUCAAACUACCAAAGACAUUAAAGAAAUGAAAUAUGGAAAGGUUAUUGUUGAGGAUGAAGGUAAGGAAAAGAAAAUGAGUGGCAUUGUUAAAGAGAAAGAUGAUAAGAAAGAUAUUGUUAAAGAUAAUGUUCAAGUUGAAAAAGAAAGUUCUAUUGUACGAAAGCAACAGAAGAAAAUGCAAAGAAAAAAUUUGGGACAAGUUGAAGAGUCCGAUAAGACGGACGAUGGUAAAGAUAAAAAUGAUGAUAAGAACGAUAAUGAAGAUGGAUAUCAAUCAAAAGACACUCCUCCGAUAAUUAGAAAAUUAGAAAAAAUUAGACACGCUGAUAAAGACAUAGUUAGAUCGGUAGAACGUCCUGUUAGCAAAUCGGUAGAUAAAAUGAAAUUAGAAACGAAAACGCCAACUGAAAAAGGCAAAAAAGAAAUGCAACAGAUUAUAAAUAAAAUGAAGAUAGAAACGAAAACACCGAUAGAAAAAGUGAAGAAAGAAGUACAACAGAUUAUAGAGGAACCUAAAAAAAUAGAAACUCCUAAGCCAACAAAAACUGAACCAGCCGGUUCAGAGAAGGAAGUAAAGGAAACAAAAUCUACCAAAGUAACGAAAAUCAAAGUAGAAGAGAAAAAAGUAAAGAAGAGUGAAAGUAUUGAACCAACCAAAGAUAAAUCAGACGAAGAUAAGAAAACGAAGAAAACAGAAAUUGUAAAAGCUACGAAAACUGAACCCGAAUCAUCGAAACCUUCAUUGAAAUCGGAAGAAAAAAGGAAACCUAUUACAAAAACGGAAACACCGAAAGCCACUAAACAACCUACGAAAACUAAAAACGAAGUAGACAAAUCUAUUAAAGCAAAAGUAAAAAUAGAAGUUCCACAAACGGCGAGAAACGAGACGAAAUCGAAAACGAAGAAACUUAGAGACGCGACCGAAAGUUUAGCAGAUUUAAAUGAUAAGAUCUUAAGCGUACCAACCUUCGUGCCCAAUUUCACAGCCGUUGAGAACACGAACUGUCAACAACAUGGCAAGAUAUUCUUACGUCAACUGAGGGGCUACAAACUGUGGGCUUUUCAAAUGUUGGAUUCCAGCGCUAAGAUAUCAUCUAGUAUUUUACGUGGGAACGUCAAUCAACUAGGUGAUUUCGAUCAAUGUUUAGGUAUCAUGUCACAUGUCAAGAUGGGUAAUAGAACAAUCAAAAUUCAAGGAAAAUAUUGUCUUGCAAAUAUAGACAUACACGCGACACAAGCGGAAAUGAAAUUACCGGUUAAUUUGAUGCAAGCUCGUACAUUAUUCAAAUCAAAUAUGCGUGAUCCAGGACAUUUCGUACCUAAAUUUACGACGAUUAGAUGGGCUUUAUGCCUUCCAGCAGCGUGUACAGCUAAAGAUGCAGAAAUGACUUUAAUCAACGCAUUGAAUUAUUAUAAUUCAACGACUGGAAUUAAAUUCAUGGUCGGCGUCAAUCCUGACAUGUGUUACACGAAACAAAAGUCGCAAAAUUAUUCGAAAGAAACGAUCGGUGUACUAUACUUUUAUGCAGCUGUUAUUUGUCUGGCUAUCAUUGCAACUAUCAGAGAUUAUUGGAUAACCUCAGAAGGAAAAGGCAAUUAUUCUGAAAGAAUAAUAAUGUCAUUUUCUUUACGAAGAACUGUUAAAUCAUUGUUUAAAGAAAACAAACCCAAUGGUACAGAUGUUACAUGCGUUCAUGGAUUAAGAUCAGUUUUUAUGAUUUUUCUUUAUUUUGGUCAUCAAAUAAUACCAUUGGCCUCAACACCAUUUGUUAAUCGGACUUCUUUUACCGAGAUAACUAGCCAUCCAUUUACUUCAAUUCUGAGGACAUCUUCAAAUUACACGGAUGCCUUUUUACUUUUGAGCGGAUUUUUAACGUCUUACAACAUGGCGAAGGAAUUAACGUUCAGGGGAGAAAUUCGUUGGUUUUGUCGUCUUAUCGUCAGAUUCAUCAGACUGACACCUGCCUUAAUCGUGAUGAUAUUUUGGUAUGCUUUUGUGAUGGAGCAUAUCGGUUCCGGACCACAAUGGAACAGUAUUAUUGUAGGUAAUGCAGAACUCUGUAAAAAAAAUGCAUGGACCAAUUUACUUUACAUUCAGAAUUUCUUUCCGUUCGAAGAAAUGUGCGCAACUCAUACUCAUCAGUUAGCAUUAGAUAUGCAAUUAUCGCUAUUAGCACCAAUUUUAGUAUUCUUUCUUCAAUGUAAACCGAUUAUCGGUAUCAUUUUAUUAUUUUUCCUGAUACAAGUUUCAGCUACGCUUCGUUACAUAGCCACAGUUAACAAUUAUUUAAGUAUGGUCGUUUAUCACGGAGUUACGGUAAAAAACCUUUACAAAACUGCUAAUUUAAGUUACGCUUUACCAUUACACAGAGCAACACCUUACGCUCUUGGUGUAGGGCUUGGUGUGUUAUUACAUUACACAGGAAAAAACGUGAAAAUUCACAAGGUGUUCGUGAUCUUGGGAUGGUUGAUCGCGAUGACCUUUGGAACAUGGUCGAUAUUUUCUUCUUGGCGUUCAGCCAGAAGGGACUACGUGUAUGACGUUGAAGAAUCCACUUAUUACGUUGUGAUAGGUCCAGUCUUAUGGGCUUUAUCAUUGUGCUGGACAAUUUUUGCCUGUUUUACUGAUCACGGAGGAAUUGUAAACAAAUUUUUAUCGAAUUAUUGGUUAAUAGUAUUUAGUAGAAUAUCAUAUGCGGUUUAUUUGACACAAUUCGCAGUAUUUUUCUACAACCUUGGGACCACGAGAUAUACGACAGAAUUUUUAGCACAUAGACCUAUCGAUCUGAUUGAAGUACUCGUAGUGAUACUCGCGUCGAUUGUAGUAACUUUAUUGUUUGAUUUUCCAAUGCAAGAAGUAAAGACCGUCAUAAUGGAAAGUACAGAUAGUUUAAUCGUUAAUGUACCAAAAGAAAAACAGACAGAUGAAACGAAAGAAACAAAUGCAAAGGAAUCAGUUAAGAAAAUAGGAAACGGAUCAAAAGUAUUUAAGGACGACAAUUGGCAAAACGAAAAAAUUGAUAUAGGUAAGAAAUUAAAUAACAAAAAUAUAGAAGACAAAGAUAUUGUUAAUAUACCGCAUACAAGAAGAUCAGAUGAAAGAAGAAGAUCAUCUACGGGGUAUGACGACAAUGAAAUACGUAAUAGAAUAAGUAGAAGUAGUCAAAGAACACCGUACAUGUUUGAUUCCGAAGAAGAAGCUAUGGAAUAUUUUAGAAAAGAAGAAGAAACAAUAAGAAACAGACGUUCGAUUUCAAGAACGAAAGAAAUGAAAAGAUCGGUGCCAAUCGGAAGCGAGGAUGAUUAUAUUCGACGAAGAAACGAGGAAGAUUAUGUGAAUCAGUAUAGAAGAUCAAAAUCCAAAGAAAGAAUUUUUGCUAGAGAACUUGACGAUUAUCGUUCAUGGGAAUUUAUUAAUAAAGAACGUUCGGCAUCAACAGGUCCAGAUUCGAUGAGAUAUUUAAACGAGCCAGAAGAAUACGUUUCAAGAAUUUCACGACGUUCGUUACCGAGAUCUGUCGAUUCGAGAAGAACAUUUUCAUCGGAAAGUGAAGAUGAACCACCAAUUCAGCGUAAAUCGAAACACGAGCGAAGAUAUCCUUCGGUUGAACCAAAAGUAAGCGAUGAAGAAGAAUGGGAAGAAGAAUUGAGGAUACGAAGGCGUCAAUUUAUGGAAAAACUCGCUGGUCAGAAAAGUGAUUCAAUUGAGAAAGAAGGAGACAUAACGUCGUUAAGACGAAGAUCCUCAGCCGAAGGAAGAAUAGCUUUGUUGAAGGAUCCUUCAGGUAACGAAAAUAUGGAUGCUUGGACUGUAAGUGUUGGUCCUCGUAUAGCUCAACUUGGAUCCUCUCAGGAACCUAGCGAACCAGAAGAUGAUUCUUUUUAUCAUCAGCGUCGUGAAUAUCGUGAAAAGGCACCUCCGUUUAGAGAAACUCCUCAUACCGAAGAAAAAGAAUCCUCGGUCAAGGACGACAAAGAUGUUACCCAUUUCAAUUUUGUUCUUACCAAGGACAGUAAGAGAAAAUCUGUUCAAGAUCUUUCUGCGUUGUCUCAGGAUGAUUCAGAUUUGACGGAAUCUGAAUGGAGUCUUGUUAAAGAAGAGGGUGUAGAAACGUUACCAAAAUCGUCAUUAGGAUUAUAUAAACGAGAAUCAAUUAUCAAGAGUCAAGCCAGUGAAGAAGAUCCAGAAUAUUAUCUUCCGGAGAGACCGAAACUGGUCCAGCAAGAACAGGAACAUCCGUUCAAAAAAGCAUGGCAGAUGCAAAAGUCUCGAUCGGAAGAAGAUGCUUUAGCGUAUAUAGUUAAAGAUAAAAAAUUGAGCCAAUCUGAAACAACUAAAGACGAUGAAUCAUCGACGAGCAUGAAAGAUACGAGUGGUGAAAAGUCUGAAAGUUUAGAAGACACGGUUUCGGAAGAAACGGGAACAUCAUCAACCUGGCAGGACAGGAGCACUGAUACUGAAGAUAAUCCACAGAGUUCUAAAUCUGAAGCAGGGUCUGAUAUCGAUUCGAUUUCAGUAAGACAAUCACCCAACAUUGAUGUCGAUGAUAAUGGACCCUGUUCUAUUUCAGAAAAUAAUUCAGAUACUACUCAAUUCGUCUGGCCAACCGAGGACGAACAAUUUGAAACAUACAAGACGGGACCAAGAAGAAAAUCAAUGGAAACUAAUUGGGAUUGGGAAGAGGAAGAAACUUGACGAUAAGAUAAUCGCAGAAUUGUGCAAGGAUGAUUAAGUAAUCUUCAAGGAUGAUCAGAAAAGUUUUAAACGCGUUCAGAGUGAACUGCUAACGCAUUUCUGGAAAAAAGUCAGUUUAUCGGUGAUCGUAUAUGCACAUAUAAAUAAACAGAUAGCUAAGUUUA
Molecule: messenger RNA, 6110 nt
Organism: Polistes canadensis
Lineage: Eukaryota; Metazoa; Arthropoda; Insecta; Hymenoptera; Vespidae
Exons: 13
Coding region: 460-5946 (1828 amino acids)
Molecular function (GO): acyltransferase activity, transferring groups other than amino-acyl groups
Source: RefSeq, a predicted model, not a curated record